ACGAACUUGAAGAAAGCGGCAAAAAUUUAGAAGAACCUAAAAAAAGUAGCAAAACUUCUGAAAGAAAUCAAGACGUCCUAGAAGUAACUAAGGUAAGUUCUGAUAAGCAAGAACCAGAGGAUAAUGAAGAGAUUUCCAAUAAAGAUCAAGAUGAUUUAGAAGAAGAAGAAUAUACCUCUGAAAAAGAUACCUCCAAAGAAGAUACUUCCAAAAAAGAUCAGGAAUAA
Molecule: messenger RNA, 227 nt
Organism: Dentiscutata heterogama
Lineage: Eukaryota; Fungi; Glomeromycota; Glomeromycetes; Diversisporales; Gigasporaceae
Source: the annotation of a GenBank genome assembly